Durusdinium trenchii is the source of this 1731-nucleotide messenger RNA. The record is from the annotation of a GenBank genome assembly. Lineage: Eukaryota; Dinophyceae; Suessiales; Symbiodiniaceae.
AUGACCGCGCAAUUCAUGGCAUGGACCACAAACUCUGCCAUCUAUUCGCGGAACGGCCAAGAUGUCUUUGUCUUCACCCAGGCUGAGCCAACAGGACUUCUGAAGAAUACCAAGUCCCGAGUGUAUUUCAUCAGCAUCCCUGAUGCGGUGAUCAUCGAGGCACAAGGACUAGACUUCACCGUGUUGCAACUCCUGGUCAAUGAGAAGCAUGGCGAUGUGAUUGCAGUGGGCCACCGAGCGGGCUCCAUGAUGAUCGUCACCAUUGCAAAGAUCUAUUUUAACGAGGUACCCAAAAAGAACCAAAACGCUCGGAAUGGCACGUUGCAACUGAGGCCCCAGCGCCUGGUGCCCGUCGAAGACUUUGGUGACCUUUUCUUGAGCCCGGGCUUAAUCAGUAUCCGGGAGCAGAUCUACUUUGCCGCUGCCUUGGCAGAACCGCGCAUCCCUCUGUCGUUGGCAGCGCCGGCGCUGGUCUACGCUCGCUUCAGUAUGGAGGCUGUCACCAUUGAUGUGAAGUUCGAUCGUGCAACACUACGCGGUGCAUUGCCUGUGGACACCAACAACGACAUCGUGCCAGACAUCAUCGACUACACCACGCAGCUCACUGGAGAUGCGUGGGAUUGUGCCAACGUCUUUGAUGCGGAGACAGUGAUUCUUUUGGGCCCGUACCCAGAGACGACGUGUAAAUGGGCCUCAGACGACCUGAUCCAGGUGGCGCUGCCUCGAGUCUUCGAGAUCCAGGUUGGAGAUCAGAUCUUUUUGAACGCGGACACCAUCUACACCAUUCCACGCCCACAGGACAAUGAAUAUUCCAUGGCCGCGCAAGGUGGCAUCGCCAUCUCACUGCCCGAUCCUUUGGAGCAGCCGGUCGUCAUCAUCACCGGGCAAACAGAGAUCGACGAGUGCAGCCCGUUGCAGCUCUACGCCACAGACAGUUACUUCCUGGGCGGCAAAGCCUCCUACAGGUGGGAGCUGUUGGGCUACACAGAUCUCACCAACAAUCCGGCCGGAAGGAUCUACAACCAAACAAAGCUGGAGCUCUUCCGCUUCGUGCUGCAAAAUGCCACCGAUUUCAAUGAAGGGAAGGUGGAAAGUCCCCCAGACUAUUUGGAAGAAGCCGUGCUCUUCACCAUCAAUCUAACGGUCACCAGUCGAUGGGGCCUCUCUCAGAGCGAGUUGGUUGAUAUCACCAAGUUGGACUUCCCGGCACCGAUGGUCAGUAUCUUGGGACCCAAAGAGCUCUUGGUAAAUCGCACAGAGCAAGUGUCGCUGUUGGCCAAUGGUGUUCCUUCGGAGUGUCAAACAGUGUCCAGACAGUUGGGCUAUCGUUGGUUGGAGACCACCGGCCAACUGGUACGCCCGACAAACGCUUUGGUGCCGAACAUUUACAACUUCACGGUGGAGACCUUUGCCAUCAACAACCCCAACAAUGCCGCAUAUGCCUCGGUCACUGUCAAGGUGCGGCGAUCUCCAGUCUUCGCCUACUUGGCCACGGAGGAUCGUCUCAUGACGCGUGGUGACAUUCUGGUCCUGGAUGCUCGGGAGAGUCAGGAUCCGGACUACCCGACCAAUCCAGGAAUGACCUUUGUGGGAACCUUCCAGUGGUGGUGUUUGACUCCGGAGCGUUUGCCAUGCUUUGGAAGCGACUCGACGGGCCUGAUUCCACCUUUGGCCACUUGGCACGAUCGACGGGCCUUCGGGGUCGUAGAGUUUCUGGCUUUUCACCUUUAA